UAUGUGUCAAAACUCGCGCCAAAAGUAAACAGUGUUGCGAGAUUGUUUUAUAUUUUUAAUGCUGUUUAUUAAGUUCUAAAACAUUCAAAAAUGUCUACACCAUCAAAACGUCCAUCAUCUCGUGCAUCUUCAGAAGCGGCCACACCAUCACGGAGAACCAGAUCUUCACAACAAGUAGUAGUUCCAGAAACUCCACAGCAGUCAAGCGGCACCCCAUCAAACGAUGGAACUCCCAGUGGUUUUCGUGAGAAUCCCAAUGCAACUCCACGCACUCCUAGAGGUCAAGUACUGGCUUCAUCGCCGGCUCCACACCUGGGCUCUAGCCCUCUUGGGACAGACAUAGACAUGAGCUCUCCAUUGAACUAUGGCACACCAAGUUCUCUCAGUACACCGCGAUCUACACUCCGCAGUGUUGGCACUCCCGCAAGACAGAGAGCGGACUUACGAGGGCAUCAAUUUGGAAGAAAUGUACCAGCUCCAACGCCAACUAAAAGACCUGGUGAGUCUGGUGAGGUAGACUCCGGGGAGCCGCAGCUAGUGGUGUGGGGCACAGAUGUGGCCAUUGCUGAGUGCAGAGACAAGUUUAUAAAGUUUGUGCAGCGCUUUGUGGAACCUGAUGCAGUUACAAAUGAACCACUAUAUGAAACUAAAUUGGAAGAGAUACACACAUUGGAGGAGCCAUUCUUGGACGUAGAUUGUGAACAUGUCAAAACAUUUGACGCUAAACUCCACCGCCAACUUGUCUGCUAUCCUCAAGAGGUUGUACCAGCUUUUGAUGCUGCGGUUAACCAAUUGUUCUUUGAAAAGUAUCCUGCAGCUAUCCUGGAACAUCAGAUACAAGUCAGGCCUUACAAUGCUCCUCAGAGACAUAUGAGAGAUCUCAAUCCUGAAGACAUCGACCAGCUGGUGACAAUCAGUGGUAUGGUGAUCCGCACAUCCGGGAUAGUGCCGGAGAUGCGCGAGGCGUACUUCAGAUGCGCGGUGUGCGGCGCGGGCGCGGCGGGCGAGCUGGAGCGCGGCCGCGUGGCGGAGCCGGCGCACUGCGCGCACUGCAGCACCGCGCACGCCUUCCAGCUCAUACACAACCGCUCGCACUUCAGUGAUAAACAGCUCGUUAAGCUGCAGGAAGCGCCAGACGACAUGCCGGCUGGGCGCACGCCGGCGACAGUAGCGGUGAUGUCGCACGGCGCGCUGGUGGAGGCGGUGGGCGCGGGCGAGCGCGUGCGCGUCACCGGCGUGGUGCGCGCCGCGCCCGCCGCCGCGCACCCGCGCCGCGCCACGCUGCGCGCGCUGCACCGCACACACAUCGACGCGCUGCACUACUCGCCCAUAUCCAGCGAUAGGAUGCUGCACACCGACGACACUGAUGAGCACCGUUUCCCCCCGGAGCGGGUGGAGCUGCUGCAGGCGCUGUCGCGGCAGGCGGACUGCUACGAGCGGCUGGCGCGCGCCAUCGCACCCUCCAUCUACGAGAACCUCGACAUCAAGAAGGGAGUGCUGCUGCAGCUGCUCGGCGGCACCAAGAAGAACUUCAACGCAGCCGGACGUACGCACUUCAGGUCAGAGAUAAACAUCCUGCUGUGCGGCGACCCCGGCACCAGCAAGUCGCAGCUGCUGCGCUGGGUGCACGGGCUGGUGCCGCGCGCGCAGUACACCUCGGGCAGGGGCUCCUCCGCCGUCGGCCUCACUGCCUACGUCUCCAAGGACCCGGACACGCGCCAGCUGGUGCUGCAGACCGGAGCGCUGGUGUUAGCAGACAAUGGUAUUUGCUGUAUCGACGAGUUUGACAAAAUGAACGACUCCACGCGCAGUGUACUACACGAGGUAAUGGAGCAGCAGACGCUGUCGAUAGCCAAAGCGGGUAUCAUCUGCCAGUUGAAUGCGCGCACCUCCAUACUGGCGGCCGCUAAUCCAGCAGAAUCUCAGUGGAAUAAGAACAAAACUAUCGUAGAAAAUGUACAACUACCGCAUACACUUAUGUCCAGGUUCGACCUGAUCUUCUUGGUGCUGGACCCUCAGGAUGAGGCGUUCGACCGCCGGCUGGCCGCGCAUCUCGUCUCACUCUACUACAAGGACCCUGCGGAUACACAACAGGAUGAAGAUAACAUUAAUACGGGCGUAAUGCGUGACUACAUAGCGUAUGCAAAGGAGUACGUGCAGCCCGCGCUCAGCGAGACCGCGCAGCAGCGGCUCAUUGACGCAUACGUCGAUAUGAGACGUGUGGGCAGCGGGCGCGGUCAGAUCUCUGCCUACCCCCGCCAGCUGGAGUCGCUCAUUCGGCUGGCGGAGGCGCACGCGCGCGUCAGACUCUCCCCAGUUGUUGAAAUUAUUGACGUCGAUGAAGCAGCUAGACUUCAUCGCGAAGCUCUUAAGCAGUCAGCAACAGACCCGGCAUCAGGUCGCAUCGACGUCGGCAUACUGACAACUGGUCUAGGCGCUGCCGCGCGCCGCCGCCGAGCUGAGCUGGUCACCGCACUCAGGGAACUCAUCAAGCCGUACUCCAAACCUCACACAAUCACACACACCAAGCUGCUGCAGGACGUCAAUGCUGCCUCACAACUGAUGGUGUCUCGAGAACAACUGGACGAAGCCCUCCGUGAUCUACAGGACGAAGGCAAGGUGACUGUUGUCAGUCACACGCACAUACGUCUCUGCUGACCCCACAAGGCGUGAUUGAAUAAACUUUGUUGAUUGCAUCACAUGAGCAGGUCUAUGUGAUUUUUGCUCUAUAUGAGAGUAUUAUAAAAACACCCGCAUUUGUAAGAAAUUAAGACAAUUUUCGAGCCAAUGGAAACAAAAUGUAAUAGAAAUAACUUUGGAUCCAAAUGUUGUAUUUUUAGAUAAUUAUAAAUAAGGUUCUAAGAAAAGAACUUAUUCAUGUGCCUUUGUGUUAAAUAGCUGUUAAGGAUUCUUUGUUACGUUCAAAAGUUAAAUAUCACGAAUAAAAUGUUUGUUUUUUUAUUUUUA
This is a messenger RNA of Papilio polytes (common Mormon), 2967 nucleotides long. RefSeq names its product DNA replication licensing factor MCM4 (gene dpa). Lineage: Eukaryota; Metazoa; Arthropoda; Insecta; Lepidoptera; Papilionidae. The coding region runs from base 91 to 2658 and encodes 855 amino acids. Gene Ontology annotation, cellular component: nucleus; MCM complex. The transcript is spliced from 17 exons. Gene Ontology annotation, biological process: mitotic DNA replication initiation; DNA strand elongation involved in DNA replication; DNA replication. Gene Ontology annotation, molecular function: single-stranded DNA binding; ATP hydrolysis activity; single-stranded DNA helicase activity. The record is from RefSeq and is a predicted model, not a curated record.